Molecule: messenger RNA, 2188 nt
Organism: Hibiscus syriacus
Lineage: Eukaryota; Viridiplantae; Streptophyta; Magnoliopsida; Malvales; Malvaceae
Product: probable protein phosphatase 2C 12
Exons: 10
Coding region: 330-1616 (428 amino acids)
Biological process (GO): protein dephosphorylation
Molecular function (GO): protein serine/threonine phosphatase activity
Source: RefSeq, a predicted model, not a curated record
UAAUUAUUUUUCUUCCUGUUCUGAUUUCUCUCUCCCUCUCUCAAGUGUUCGUUUUUUUUCCAAUCGAGAAAGAAUGGAAAUUUUGCAGGAUGCCGGGAGCUGCGUUUCUCGAUCGCAAUGACUAGUUCAAUUCGCCGCGUCGUUGUCUCCUCAUUAUCUUCGCGCGUAAUCUCCCCCUUCCUCUGCUUAUCAACGGAUUUCUCUUCAUACUCAUUCCUUUCUCUUUCUUCACGCUAUUUGGUUAAUGGAAUUCAUGGACAAUUAGAGACAUUGCUUUAGUAGGAGUUUUAGCUACUGGAGUGGUUAUUGGAUUUGGAAAUUUUAUUACAAUGUCCUCGAAAGGCGAACAUCAAACGGUGCCUCUAUCGGUUCUACUGAAACGGGAAUCAGAAAGCGAAAAGAUCGAAGAUCCUGGGAUUUUACAUGGACAAGCGAGCCAGAGCAAGAAAGGUGAAGACUUUACAUUGCUUAAAACAGAAUGCCAACGAGCAAUGCGAGAUGGUGUUGCCACAUUCCCAGUGUUCGGGCUCUUUGAUGGACACAAUGGGUCUGCUGCUGCUAUUUACACAAAGGAGAAUCUCCUUAAUAAUGUCCUAAGUGCUAUUCCUGCGGAUCUUAAUAGGGAUGAAUGGGUUGCUGCGCUGCCAAGGGCUCUGGUUGCAGGCUUUGUCAAAACAGAUAAAGAUUUUCAAGAGAGAGCAAAAACUUCAGGAACUACUGUAACCUUUGUGAUAAUAGAAAGAUGGGUUGUAACUGUUGCAUCAGUUGGUGAUUCCCGUUGUAUAUUUGAAUCGGCUGAAGGUGAUAUAUAUUACUUGUCAGCUGAUCAUAGGCUUGAAUGCAAUCAAGAGGAGAGGGAGCGGAUCACAGCAAGUGGUGGUGAGGUUGGGCGGUUAAAUACUGGUGGCGGUGCACAGAUUGGUCCUUUGAGAUGUUGGCCUGGAGGCUUGUGUCUUUCACGUUCAAUUGGCGACAUGGAUGUUGGGGAGUACAUUGUUCCUGUUCCAUAUGUAAAGCAAGUAAAGUUGUCUACAGCUGGUGGUAGGCUAAUUAUCUCUAGUGAUGGUGUUUGGGAUGUGUUAUCAGCCGAAGUAGCUCUUGACUGUUGUCGUGGAAUGCCACCAGAUGCUGCAGCUGCACAGAUUGUGAAAGAAGCCGUGCAGGCAAAGGGUCUUCGAGAUGAUACAACCUGCAUUGUUGUUGAUAUCUUACCACUGGAGAAGCCACCUCCUCCUUUGCCACCUCCAAAGAAGGCAGUAAAAGGUAAGUUGAAGUCCAUGUUUCGCAAGAAGCCAUCUGAAUCGUCUUCUCAUUCUGAUAAAGAAUACAUGGAGCCAAAUGUGGUGGAGGAACUAUUUGAGGAGGGAUCUGCUAUGCUUUCAGAAAGGUUUAAUACAAAAUAUCCCGUGUGCAAUAUGUUUAAGCUGUUCACGUGUGCAGUCUGUCAAUUAGAGAUGAAACCUGGAGAGGGUAUUUCAAUUCAUGCUGGCACAUCUAAUUCAGUAAAGUUGCGUCCCUGGGAUGGUCCUUUCCUCUGCACUAGUUGCCAGGAGAAGAAAGAAGCCAUGGAAGGGAAAAGACCUUCAGGAAAUAGAUAUGAUAGUGACAGUGAUUAGUUAGACCUCCCAAAUUACUGUGGCGUUUUAUGGGUACUAACAGUUGUUUCGGAGGUGGGCGUAGAUGGGAAGAUAUCACAAUCAUAUACUAUUUUAAUUUCAUUCAAUUUCUUAUUGGGGUUCAUGGAGCAUUCUGGUCCAUUUGCAAUUGAGGAUUCAUUUUGAUCUAUACUCCAAUUAAGAAGAUCAGAGUUCAAACAUGUGUUUAGAUAUCUGUUUUCUGGGUUCUGAGUAAGAAGAAUGAUGUUUACAUCGAGUUAAAAUGAAAAAAAAGAAAGAGAAGAUAUGCUGAAGAUUUCAUAGACUCGGCAGUGCAUAGUUGGCAUGCUUCAGAGGUACUUCUUUUUUCAUCUGUGUUCAUCCCAUUGUAUACCAGUCCCUCCAAGGCAUAAAACUAACACUAAAUGAUAGUGGACUUGAAAGUGUAAUAUGAUUAUAAUAUAUAGGGAAUUGUUGAGUACUCGAUACACUUUUGUCAGAAGUUAGGCAAAACUUUGCAUGAUUAGCUUGCUGGAUGAAAUUUGUUCAUGUUGAUAAUUGUUCCUUCAAAAAAAUAAUAUUAUUUCUUAAUC